CAUUAACAAUAUCUUGAAGAUUUAUAUGCUGAUCAUUAAUUAGGAUAAUCAAAAUAAUUAUUGGGCACAAAAGGAACCUUUAUGUACAGUGACAGCCUACCAUGUUUAUAAUUAAGGACUCUAAUUAAAUAGCUCCAACCAAGAGGAGACAACAAUAAAGUAAUUAAUGUUUCUUCAUCACCACAUGAUGACAGACAAGAGCAACUUCGUAUGAAGCUAGGUUGUCUUUAAUUGUAAACCAUAUAUAUUGUUAUAUAACAAUGAUCUCAACAAGACCUUAACAUUAAUUUUUAUCAAGUUAUAUAUUCCACACAAAAAAAGGGAGAAGAAAAACAAAAACAAUAAUGGCAGCCUCAUCAUUAAUCAAAAUCUCAAAGACUGAAAGUAUUGUUGAGGAACAGUUAUCCAGAUUGACAACAUCAUCAGAGGCAACAACAACAACAUCAUCUUCAUUAUGCAAUAGAUUAAGUGAUCUUAAGGAUUUGCAUGAGAGCUUUAAUUUUUUACUUCAGUUUCAGCUACAAACCAUACAAGCCCUAAAGACCAAGAAAACCCUUGAACAAGUACUAGAUGGAUCUCUUGGGCUAUUGGAUUCAUGUUCCACCACAAGGGAUAUUUUAUCUAUGAUAAAACAAACCCUUCAAGAUCUCCAAUCAUCUUUGAGAAGAAAGAGAGGCUUUGAUUCAUCUGGGUUGGAAAAUGAAGUUAAUUUGUACAUGUUAUCCAAGAAAAAAUUGCUGGCCAAAAUGAUCACCAAGUGUUUGAAGAAUGUUAUGAUGACAAAGGCUUAUUAUAAAAAUAAUUGUCAUGAUUUAUUUUCUUUAGUUGAGGAAGCUACUUGUGAAGUGUUUCGAUCACUACUGGCUUUCAUUUCUCCACCAAAGACAAGAUCAUUAUCAUCAAGGUCUUUAGCUUUGAAGUUGUUUCGAUCUAGAAAAGUGGCAUGUGAAGGAUAUAUAUAUGCCACUCAAUUAGAAAAAAUUGAUGCAACAUUGAUGAUUCUCAAGGCCAAUAAUAAAGACAUCAAAAUUGUACAAGUGAAACAAGUGUUGAAGGAGUUGGAGUCUUUAGAGUCCACUAUCCAAGAGUUGGAUAAUAAUCUUGAAUGUAUCUUUAGGUGUUUGCUGAAAACAAGGGUUUCCCUCCUAAACCUCUACACUCAUGAAUAGUCAAAUAUGUAUCACUUCAAAACUACUUGUAAUAUUCGAUAAUUUUUAUUUUUUGUUGUACAAAUAAAUAUUAAUAUACAUAUAAAGAUUGAAGACAUUUUCUUCUCCAUAUUAAAUUAAUUUUAUAGUUCAAUUUCCUUAUUCCCUACUUUCUAAGUAACUAUUAUAAUUAGUUUAAAUCUAUCUAACUUAAUUUUAUAGUUUUAUUUAGGUUAA
This is a messenger RNA of Cannabis sativa, 1385 nucleotides long. RefSeq lists its product as uncharacterized. Lineage: Eukaryota; Viridiplantae; Streptophyta; Magnoliopsida; Rosales; Cannabaceae. Gene Ontology annotation, biological process: root development; shoot system development. The record is from RefSeq and is a predicted model, not a curated record. The transcript has a single exon. The coding region runs from base 345 to 1169 and encodes 274 amino acids.